Scutellospora calospora is the source of this 328-nucleotide messenger RNA. NCBI's taxonomy places the organism in Eukaryota, Fungi, Glomeromycota, Glomeromycetes, Diversisporales, Gigasporaceae. The record is from the annotation of a GenBank genome assembly.
AUGUCAACACCAACACAAUCGCAAUCUUUUGUGUCUCAAGAACUAACAAACAUACUUUCCGAAUAUGAAUAUGGUAUUAUACCUAAUUCUAUAAAAAUCCCUCAAACUACCAAAUCGACGACAGAAAGUUCAAAUUUCCAACUUUGUUUGCUUGAAAAUAUUCAACUAACUAUCAGCAUUACAGACAUUGGAUUUAUUAUUACGGAGGCAAUCCCAUAUCCCACCGCUAAAGAGGUCAAUAAAAUAGAUUUAGAAACUGUUAACAAAUGGAUUAAUCAUCCUUUUGAAACGAUGGAAUCGUUAUUGUUAACCACUAGUCCUAAAUUCG